Molecule: messenger RNA, 804 nt
Organism: Peronospora belbahrii
Lineage: Eukaryota; Oomycota; Peronosporomycetes; Peronosporales; Peronosporaceae
Source: the annotation of a GenBank genome assembly
AUGACAUUUGCACGACCUUCGUUCUUUACAUGCUUUCUCGCGUAUGUCGCCCUCUUUCUUGCAGUUGGAUUGGUGGAGGUUGCUGGAAAACCAAAGUUCAUUGACGAAGAUGUUGGCAAGAAUAUCGUGGAAAUUGUACAAGCACGAGGUUUUGAUGUCCAAACGCAUAAGGUAACAACUGCAGACAACUAUAUCCUGACCAUGUAUCGCUUACUCAAGACGUACGAAGAAAAUGCAGGGUAUGAUGUAUGGCUUGCUAAUAAUCGUGGAACAACAUGGUCGAGAGAGCAUGUGACUUAUACUGACGAUGAUGACGAGUUCUGGGACUUUACGUGGGAAGAUAUGGAGGAGACCACAGUAGCAUUUGCGGGUUUCUCCUUCGAUCAAGAACUUGCAAAACAAGUGUCAUACUUUGCAGCGCUUGCACCAGUGGCUUGGACUGGUCACCUGACUGCUAGAAUCUUCAAGACCAUGGCAGUAACGCAUCUUGAUAAACUUUAUCAAAUCCUCGGUAUUCGAGAGUUUACAACGAAAAACAAGUUUAUCCAGGAACUCGUUGGCGGCUUUGCUUGCACAAUAGCUGAUGAUCUCUGCACGUCUGCAAUAACUAUGGUUGUUGGUUCAUCCGUUAACACAAAUGUAUCCCGGAUAGCAGUUUACAUUUCACAGACGCCAGCGGGGACCUCGGUCAAGAACAUGGCUCAUUACGCUCAGAAUAUUCGCGACAAUACCUUUGCAUCCUACGACUACGGCUGCAAAUGCAAACGGAAGAAAGGACUUGACAAGUGUUCCGAAUCAAAGUGA